GUGCAUUUUAAAAAUAAAAUAAAAUAAAAAAAAUAACCUAGAGCGCAUCAGUGCGAUCCCCAGCCGUCGACCCUAGAGCUCAUUCUGGCGUCGCGAAGCAACGUAGCCAGCCCUGCUUCCGAGCCGAUUUCAAGCCCCAAGCUCGUCCAUGUUGCAUUUUUUAUAGCUUUUACAAACUCUUCAACUACUGGAAUUUUGGAGCCAGAAUAUAUACAUAGCAUCAUUAGAGAAGAGGAGAAUGGCUGAUGGAAUGUCAAGUUUUUGGGGUCCUGUUACAUCUACAACUGAGUGUUGCGAGAAGAACUAUGCCUACUCUUCUUACAUUGCAGAGUUUUACAACACAUUAUCAAACAUUCCAAGCAUUCUUUUGGCACUGAUCGGUUUGGUAAAUGCCUUGAGACAACGGUUUGAGAAGAGAUUUAGUGUUCUUCACAUAUCGAAUAUGAUACUCGCCAUUGGGAGUAUGUUGUACCAUGCCACGUUGCAGCGUGUGCAACAACAGAGUGAUGAAACUCCGAUGGUUUGGGAGAUGCUUCUUUACAUAUAUAUCCUCUACUCUCCAGAUUGGCACUACCGUAGCACAAUGCCCACCUUCCUCUUCCUCUAUGGUGCGGCCUUUGCUGUUGUUCAUUCAUUUGUCCAUUUUGGCAUUGGCUUUAAGGUACAUUAUGUGAUCCUCUGUCUGCUUUGCAUACCCCGAAUGUACAAGUACUACAUAUACACAAACGAUGCUUCUGCCAAGUGGCUUGCAAAGUUCUACAUUGCCACACUUUUUCUCGGAAGUUUGUGUUGGCUUGGCGAUUGCAUUUUCUGCAAAAAGAUCUCUCAGUGGCCUGUUAAUCCGCAGGGUCAUGCUAUGUGGCACGUGUUCAUGGGUUUCAAUUCCUACUUUGCAAACACGUUCUUGAUGUUUUGCCGGGCUGAGCAGCGGGGAUGGGCGCCUAAGAUAGUCCAUGUCAUGGGACUUUUGCCCUAUGUGAAGAUUGAGAAACCAAAAUCGCAAUGAAUGAUAUUGUUCUGAUAGUUAAGUAUAGCUUUGGUCCAGAAGUCUUGACAGUUGAGGAAAGCAAACUAUCGAUCGAUUUUUUUGUUUUUGUUUCUCUCUUUAACCAACGGAUCUUAAUGAUCAUUUAGAUUUUGUCGGUUGGCAUUUUGUCUUUUAUUUUAUUUCUAAAAGCAGAGUAUGUAACAUAUUUCUAUAAGCUUUUUGUUUGCAGUAUUGAUUAGGUUGAUGGUUUUGCUUUUGGACCGUUUGAGUUCUGUUUGAGGCAUAUUCUCAAUGCUGUGACGGAUGUGCCAAUCGAAUUUUGGUUCCUUUUAUACCUUUUCACUCUUUUCUA
Morus notabilis is the source of this 1340-nucleotide messenger RNA. Its product is annotated as alkaline ceramidase. NCBI's taxonomy places the organism in Eukaryota, Viridiplantae, Streptophyta, Magnoliopsida, Rosales, Moraceae. The record is from RefSeq and is a predicted model, not a curated record. Bases 239 to 1006 code for a protein of 255 amino acids. The transcript is spliced from 3 exons. Gene Ontology annotation, cellular component: membrane. Gene Ontology annotation, biological process: defense response to other organism; ceramide metabolic process; response to salt stress. Gene Ontology annotation, molecular function: hydrolase activity, acting on carbon-nitrogen (but not peptide) bonds, in linear amides.